Molecule: messenger RNA, 421 nt
Organism: Nasonia vitripennis (jewel wasp)
Lineage: Eukaryota; Metazoa; Arthropoda; Insecta; Hymenoptera; Pteromalidae
Product: fatty acid synthase-like
Exons: 1
Coding region: 77-337 (86 amino acids)
Biological process (GO): fatty acid biosynthetic process
Molecular function (GO): 3-oxoacyl-[acyl-carrier-protein] synthase activity; fatty acid synthase activity
Source: RefSeq, a predicted model, not a curated record
UAUUAAAGUCGUAAUCGUACAAUCGAACAAUGUUUUUUAGGUCAAUGGAUUCGGUAUUACUGGAUGCGCGCGUGCUAUGCUCUCCAAUCGUAUUUCCUACUGGUUGGGUGUAACUGGGCCAAGUUAUACUAUUGACUCAGCUUGCAGUUCGAGUCUUUAUGCAAUGGAAAAUGCCUACAGAGCGAUCAACGAAGGACUUUGCGACGCAGCAAUAGUCGGAGGCGGAAACCUCUGCCUUCAUCCCUACGUUUCAAUGCAGUUCUGCAAACUCGGUAUGAGCAACCACUUUGAAUUGAUUAUGGAUUCUAUUGCGAAUCCAUUGCAAUGGAAUCUAUAAUCAAUUCAAAUAUGCUUAAUUGAAUCAUCACAUUAGGUGUGCUUUCAUCUGACAGUCGCUGCAAAUCUUUCGACGAAUCGGCCG